AUGGCCAUCACCGAGUUUCAAGAGCGAGUCUACACGUCCCUCCUCGCCAUCCCAAGGGGCAAAGUAUGCUCUUACGCCACGCUCGCAAAGUCCCUCUCGACGUCUCCCCGUGCCGUGGGCGGCGCUCUACGAAACAACCCUUACGCCCCCGAGGUUCCAUGCCACAGGGUCAUCGCGAGCGACGGCUACGUUGGUGGGUUUAUGGGUGACUGGCAAAAGGCACCUAGCUCAAUCAAUCAAACCAAGAAACUUGACCUCCUGGCCGAAGAGGGCGUGUACUUUGACGGACAGGGGAGACUUGUCGUUAUUACCUCGACUUCGACAUCCGCCACCACCACCACAUCAUCAUUCAAAUCCACACCCAGACCGCAAACUCGCACUUUGACAAAGACAAAGACAAAGACACAGCAGCAAAAACACGCCUCGACAUUGCUUGACCAGGCAGACGGAAAUGGGAAUGGAAACCACAAUGACGAUAACAGUGACAACGAUCCGUGGUUCAAUGGACCAUGGGAUCUCGAAGCCGCAAAGACAAAAUUGGUAGAAAUCAUGACGACAAAACGAGAAAGAAAAGAUGACUUUUGA
This is a messenger RNA of Exophiala spinifera, 585 nucleotides long. RefSeq lists its product as uncharacterized. Gene Ontology annotation, molecular function: methylated-DNA-[protein]-cysteine S-methyltransferase activity. The record is from RefSeq and is a predicted model, not a curated record. Gene Ontology annotation, biological process: DNA repair. The transcript is spliced from 3 exons. Lineage: Eukaryota; Fungi; Ascomycota; Eurotiomycetes; Chaetothyriales; Herpotrichiellaceae. Bases 1 to 585 code for a protein of 194 amino acids.